Messenger RNA from Cyprinodon variegatus (sheepshead minnow), 3552 nucleotides. RefSeq names its product solute carrier family 17 (vesicular nucleotide transporter), member 9 (gene slc17a9b). The transcript is spliced from 13 exons. Gene Ontology annotation, molecular function: transmembrane transporter activity. The coding region runs from base 268 to 1665 and encodes 465 amino acids. NCBI's taxonomy places the organism in Eukaryota, Metazoa, Chordata, Actinopteri, Cyprinodontiformes, Cyprinodontidae. The record is from RefSeq and is a predicted model, not a curated record. Gene Ontology annotation, cellular component: membrane. Gene Ontology annotation, biological process: transmembrane transport.
UAUAGAGAACUGCGAGGCUGGCAGGAGGAGGAGGCUGGAGAGAAAAAGUGACACGUGGAUUAUUCCUCCUCAGGGCAUCAAGAGAAACACACUCCUUCCUCUAGCCCAGUUCCGCAACUUUGGUGUCUGGCAUCGAAACCUCGUGGAUGUGACAGCGUCUUUUCCUCCCCUACAUGUUGGCUUUAUUUAACUCACUGACAGAUCAGAAAUUGGGGGAAAGUGAACAGCGGGAGCAGUUGACAGGAGGCUGCCGUCACUUCGCGUUGAAUGGCAGUUAUUCAAAAACAUGGCAAGAGCUCUGGUUCAGAUUUGUUCUGCCACAAGGAAAACCUCCCGCCUGACAAGAUCGGAGUCCCGGGAUGUCACAAGAAGCGGCCCGAAGGACACAACUGGUCCAGGCCAGUGGCGAGGGUAUGGACAGCGGUGCUGCUGCUUGGAACAUGCCUCCUUUACUGUGCCCGUGUGGCAAUGCCCAUCUGUGCUGUCAGCAUGGCAGAGAAGUUCCACUGGACCAAGAAAGAGUCUGGCAUGGUGCUGGGCAGCUUCUUCUGGGGAUACUGCUUCACCCAAGUGUUCGGUGGCUACGUCAGUGACCGUGUGGGAGGUGAGAAAGUCCUCCUGCUCUCGGCAGCAGCCUGGGGGUCUAUGACAGCUUUCACUCCCAUCCUCGCCCGCCUCUGCUCUCAGCCAAUCUUCUCCAUGACACUGGCACGGUUCCUCAUGGGCCUGUUACAAGGAGUUCAUUACCCUUCUCUGGCCAGCCUGUGUUCGCAGAAGGUGGUUGAGAGUGAGCGAGGCUUUCUCAUGAGCACGGUGGGGAGCGGUUCCUAUCUGGGCACCCUUGUGAUUGGAGGCGUUGGUUCACUCAUGCUUGACGUGUAUGGCUGGGAAAGUGUUUUCUUUGUCUCUGGACUCCUGUCAGUAACUUGGGCUUACUGCGUCUGGAAAUAUUUACUUAAAGGAGAAGGUCCUUUAAUCACACUUGAAUCCCUGGGUAAUGGUGGGACUCAGUCAAAAAUUAACAAAAGACAUUGGGGACGACUCCUCAAACAACCUGCAGUCUGCGCUGUGAUAGUGACGCACCUUUGCACUGCAAGCACUUUUUUCACUCUUCUGUCCUGGCUACCAACAUUCUUUAAAGACACCUUCCCUGAUGCCAAGGGCUGGGUGUUUAAUGUCAUUCCAUGGUUGGUGGCUAUACCCUCAUCUCUGUUCAGUGGCUGCCUAUCUGAUCACUUAAUAAGUCAAGGUUUCGACACCGCCUCAGUAAGGAAGCUGAUGCAGUUUUUCUCCAUGGGAGUAUCCAGUGUGUUCACAGUCCUUCUGUGUGGCAACACCACCUUCCCCUGGGCUGUAGCAUUUGUGUCGGCCACCAUGGGCCUCACCACCUUCAGCCACAGUGGGGUUUCCUUGAAUGUUCAAGAUCUCGCUCCUUCUUGUGCCGGAGCUCUUUUUGGUGUCAUGAAUACAUGUGGGGCAUUCUCAGGAGUCCUGAUGGUGUACUUUUCGGGGUAUCUCAUCGAGGCGACUGGAUCAUGGGGGUCGAUGUUCGCCCUCAUCACCACAGUCAACCUAAUGGGCCUUUUCACCUUUUUGGCUUUUGCUGAGGCUCGCAGGUUUGACAUUGAUUCCAGUAGGGUCCGCCACAACAGUAUCCACAUCUAAAUCAUUAAUAGGAGCAUUGUGCAGUUCCUAAUAGAAAUGUGACUGGAUAAUCUAUAAUAUUAUCCACAUUGGAUUAUAAUCCAAUAGAUGGUAAGCGGCAUCUUGCACAGAUGGAUGUGAGAAAAGUGUGUUUAAUUCUGUGUUUACUAAGGGAGGAGUGUGAAGGUUACUGAAAAGCACACUGCAGAGCAUUGUUACUGAAAAGCUCUAGUUGAGAGGCAGCCUUUGGAAGGUGACUCUUUCAGUUAAGAGGAAAUGUAGGAGAUUAUACUUACACUACGCCCAGGUCACACCUCGGAAAAUGGUUAAACAUUUGCAAAAGAAAAACUGUUUACAUCUGCCAUGUAAUUCAUGUCAGAAGUGGAAAAGCUGCAGAGAUAUUUAAACAUGUAUGCUUAGUGUUGGGGUUUUUUUAAUAAGCAGGUCGUAGUGGUUUGAGGUUCUCUCUCACAGCUGUGACAGACAAAGCCGGGAAGUUUUCCCACCUAGGAGAUGACCCAAGGAGAGACAAAACUCGUCUGCCUGAAAUAUGUUAAUCGUAAGAUUCAUUCACUCAUCACUGAGAUAAAUAUCCGAGUGACACCUCAUUACCCAGCCGCUAAUGACUCUGGAAGACGCCUUUAAUGUUCUGUACAAUCUACCUUCAGUGGACCUUGUGUUCCCAGUUAUAGACUGGUUUAAUCAGUUUUCAAAGGGGGACAGGACACUUUGGGGCUUAGCUUCAGCUGGGUGCUUUCUCUCUGGUAGCUGUAUUAAAUACAAUGAUGCAUUUUUCAAGACCAAAGGUUAAUAGUGAAUAAUUGUUUUUGUAUUUAAUUGCAUCUAUUAGAAUAUACCAUUAAAUUAUUUUUGAGUAUUUUCAUAUUUAUAUGGCUUUGAAAUAUUUUUUCUUUGGAGAGGAAUUAAUAUGCAGUUAAAAAAAUGGCAACAGGAUAUAUCUAGGUAAUGUGAUCCAAAGUGGAAUAACCAAUAAGACCUGAUUGUCUGUGAGUAAGCCUCAACCUGCAAUUCAUCUAAAGCAAAAUGUAUUUUUCUUAUGUGCACAUGUAUGAAAAGGAUGUUAAGCCUCUAUUUUUCAUUGCCUUACUUAGACCGUUUGUUCCUAGUGUCCUGGAAAGUAAAUUAUAACUGGGGGGAGUUAGCCUUCUCUUGUCUCAUUAGAAAAGUUUUGCUUUUGUUUUUGUUUUUUUCUGUAACUUGUUAAAAUUAUAAAAUAUUUCUGGAGAUGAAUAGGUUAAAUGUAUUUGCUGAAAGUUACAACUUUAAAAUACAACCAUGUUAGAACAGAGCACAGCAGCCUCAUGUCAGCUGAAUCGUUUGGAAUGAGUGUUGGAACUGAGAGCACAGUUUCAGUUUCCUAUUGAUCUUUGUAAGUUUCCAUGUUAUUUUCAGAUGUUUACUUGUUGUUGGUACCUUUUCUGUUUCUACGCAUUAAUUAUUAUUUUCAUCAUUUGAGCUACUAAAGAACUGAAAGAUGCAGUUGUUGCCAAACAGUGUCUGUUAGUGAUCUUUAGGAAUUGUUACUUUUGUUUAAGGUGAUUUAUAUAAAUACAAAGCAAACAUGUUUCCUUAUGGAAUAAACAUCAGACUGUAUAGUUAGUUUUGGUAACAUUAAUUUCUAUUUAGUUAUAUUUUGUUGUUAAGAUACAAAUGUACAAUUGCAUAAAAUGUUUUCACUUGGGCUUAAAACUGUCCUGUCUUAGUGCCGCCUUGUAGGGAGCAUUGUUCAACCUCUACCAUUCUUGUUUUUUAUUUUAUUUUUUUAUUUUUAUUUUUUAUUUUGGUCACAUGCUAAGAAAAUUAUAUUAAGCUUCCAUAGAUAAUUUAUUUUCCUUCCUAAAAACCAUUGUAAAUUUUGCAGAUUUAUUGACCAGUAUUUAUUUUAAG